CAAAAGCAUCAAAGGCGUCUUGCUCCUAAUCAUCCCUCCUCUCGCAUCCAUUCGAGUAGCCAUCCGAUCACCUUCCUUCCUCGCAUCCACACCUGCCAACAUGGCAAAGGCAAAGGCCAAAGCAAAGGUCAAAUCGGCGCCCUCGUCGCCAGCCAAGACGACCGCCGCCAAGAUGGUUACAAAAGCGACGCCGCUGCGAGUCUCGCCUUCGAUGAUCGAGGCCGACGAGUCUGCUGUCGCCGAUGAAUCCAUUGCCAACACCACACGCAAUGACGACGACGAAGAAAAUGACGGCAUGGCCACGCCGACGGGCAACGACACUCUUCUUGGCCUCGACGACGACGACGACGACGACGAGGAAGCCGGCCCAUCUGCGGCAGCCAGCAACGUAGUUGUAUGCGUCCGUGUUCGCCCUGCUCCAGCUGCGGCAUCUUCCUCAGACGGAGACUCAUGGAAGCUGACCGACUCCACCUCAACCAUCGAAGCCACUCCUGAUCACCCCUCCAUCGCCAAGCGCGGCGGCUCCUCCUCUGCACCGGGCGUAGCCCCGUCAGCCUCUUCCAGCUUCAUCUCUGAGGCUGCGCCCCCAAAGAGCUCAGACAAAGACACGUACAAAUUCACGUUCGACUCGAUCCUUCCUCCCUCCACCUCUUCUCUUGAAUCACUUUACACCGGCCAUAUCUCGCCCGUAGUCAAGGGAGCUGUGCAAGGCUACAAUGGCACGGUCUUCGCCUACGGCCAGACCGGCUCGGGAAAGACGUUCACCAUGUCAGGCGGAGGAGGCGACAAGGGUGUCAUCGGCCGCGCGAUCGAUGAGGUCUUCGAUUGCGUUGGCAAAGAAGCCGACCGCGAAUUCUUGCUCCGCGUAUCGUACCUCGAGAUCUACAAUGAGAGCUUGCGAGACCUUCUCGUCGGGCUGCCCAGCUCGGCUAGUAUGGCGUCGGUAUCCGCCACUACUGCUACCAAUCGCCCUGCAUCCCCCACGAAAGGAGGCUACGCACACCGGGCGGAUGGAGGUACAACGCUGCGCAUUCAGGAGCACCCUUCCUCUGGCCGGGUCACUAUUGCAGGGCUGCGCGAGGAGCUCGUCACCUCGCCCGCGGACAUCCUCUCCCUUCUCGAGCGCGGCCAAGCGGCACGUCAUCAAGCGGCUACGGACUGGAAUGAGCGCUCCUCGCGAAGUCACUGCGUUGCUACAGUCACAAUCGAGAGCCGAAGCAAGGAAGGCGGGGACGGCGUACGGGUCAGUGCGCUCAACCUCAUUGAUCUGGCUGGCAGUGAGCGCGCCGCAACGGAGAAGGAGCGCCGCAAAGAGGGUGCCUUCAUCAACAAAUCACUUCUUACUCUGGGAUCGGUCAUCUCAAAACUCUCAGCCUCCGCCGCCAAUCCAGCCGCGGCGGCGCACAUCCCCUAUCGCGACUCGAAGCUCACGCGUCUUCUCCAGACUUCACUGUCGGGCAAUGCGCGUGUGGCUGUGCUUCUCACCAUGUCACCCCUCGCUCAGCAUGCGGUGGAAGGAUUGAGCACGCUCAAGUUUGGGAGGAGGUGCAAGAUGAUCAAGUUGCACGCCAAGAAGGGAGAGAUUGGCGAGGGAGACGGGGCGAGUGAGGCGUUGCUGAGAAGGUACAAGCGGGAAGUUGAGAAGCUGAGGGCAAGGCUAGAGGAGCCUGCUGCUAUCCCGAGGAGUAGCAGCGGCGGCAGCGACGACUCCUCGCUGCGUGACGUGGAGGCGCGUCGUCGAGCCGCGGAGGAGGAAGUAGUGGACAUGACGAGGCAAAAGUCAGAGCUCCGCGCGCAAAUGGAGCAUCUCACGAAGCUGAUUCUCACCGGCAAAUCCGUGGGCGACAAUGCUGGCAAAACGAUGCCGCCAAGCACGCCACCUCGACCCCGUGGACGUGUUUCCGAAUUCGGCACACCCGGUACCCCCUCACGUCCAAGCUCACCACACAAACGAAUGUGCGCAGCCUCAAAGUUGCAGCGCAGUACGAGCGACUCGCUCGAAGAGGAACCUUCCGUAUCAUCAUCGUCCCGCCCCAAGCCGUUCGCUCUCGAGGCAGAGCUAGCGAGCCUUCGUCGCAACCUUGCACAGGCCCUCGAGUCCAAGGCCCGUUCCGAGGAGGCGCUAGAGAAGGAGGUCGAGGCGUGGCAGGCCCGUGUGGCGGAGGUGAAGACGACGCUUCAGGAGAGGGAGAAGCACUUUGAAGCGGCAGAGUCAGAGAGAAAGGCGGCUGAGGAGAAGCUGCGGGCAGAGGUGGAGCGGUUGGGCCGUGAAGGUCAAGAGGCUGUGGAUGCAGGCAAGGGCAGGGAUGCAGAGAUGGAGGAGCUGCGCACUGAGCUUCGCAUGCUGAAGGAGGAGCUCAGGGAGAGCUCGAAUCGCCUCGCCACAGCCAUAGCCGACUUGAGCACGGAGCGACGUAAGGGCGGCGAAGAGCUUGCGUCUCAACAGGCAAGCCACGAUGCUGAGCUCAAGAAGCUGCAGACUCAGCGGCGCGCCCUGGAAGAGGAUCUGGGCUCGCGUACCACCCGUUUGGCCAGCACAGCCGCGGAGCUGGAGGAGGAGCGCCGCAAGCUUUCAGAGGCGGAACUCAAGCUGUCUAAGCGUCCUGAGUCGGACGAAGAGGUUGUGCAGAACGAGUUUGAUGAGCUGGUGCGCGAGGCGAGGGCAAAAGAGCAGGCCGGGCUCAAGUCGCCCAACAUGGCAGCAGGCAAGAAGCUUUCACCUGAUGGCGAUAGGGAGGGCAGGCUCAAAGAGAGGGAGGAGCGGGCAAAGCAGCGUGAGGCCGAGGCCGAAGCUCGCGCUGAAGAGAUGGACCGGCUACAGCGAGAUCUUGCGAAAAGGGAGAAGCUGAUCAAGGACAGGGAAGCUGCGCCAAUGCCAGCGCCUCCAUCGUGCGACCACGCUGCACGGAUCGCGACGCUGGAGCAGCAGCUACGAGAAGCUCGCGUCACCGUUCCAUCAAGCCCAAGCCGUUUGCGGGAGGCUCUGGCUACGACGCCAACCAAGGCAGCUUCCUCUGUACCCUUCUCUCUGCAACGUGGCGGCUCUCUCCGGGAAUAUCGACGCUACACUCGUCCUGGACUUCCUUCACCACCCUCCUCUUCAGCAAACGCAACUCUUCCCGCCCUCGCCCUCGCCUCGCCUUCCAAUGCCACCUCCUCCACCUCUUCCUCAGCAGCAGCCUCAUCCGAUCCUCUUCUGGAAGCUGCACUGCGCAACGAGCGCGAAGAGGUGGCUCGCCUCAACUCCGUCAUCCAAGCGCAACGCAACAUGAUGGGCGACUUGGAGGCCAGUGUGGCGCAAUGGCAGGCAAAGAUGGGCGAACAACAGGAAAUCAUCAGGAUGCUGAUGGAAGAGAACAACGCGGUCGCCACGGGCAAAGAGCUGCCUACCCCUCCGAUGGGCGAGGCAGAUCUGGAGAACAAGACCCCCGCUCAGCUUGCGAUCAAAUCGAAGGCGACGAGGGGUCUCCGUGGCUCUACCCCACUCCAUAGCAGCAGUGGCCGUGCCUCGAAUGGAGCAACGCCUCCUCGGCACUCGGCUGCCUCCGCGUCCCAACAAGCCCCUGCCUCCCUCCCGCGCAGCGCCGCAAUGAAGAAUGACGACUUCCUCAAGCGACGCAGCGCUUUCCUAGUCGACUCGCCCUCGCAAUCGAAGGAUGCCAAGCCCCGCGCUGGCAGCAUGAUGCCAAUCGGUUCUGCACCGUACUACGGAGCGCACACGUUCAAUCGUCCUCCGGGCAGCUCGAGCUCCAACGCCGGGCUAGGCUUGACUGCCCCUUCUUCCCCCACCAAGGGCUCAGGGCUGUGGGGGAAUGUUCAGCCGGACCCUCUACCCGUGCCCGAAGGCAGCAUGAACACCACGCCGCGCAAGCAGCGCCCCCGUGUCACGAUCGAGCAUGAGCUGGAACGUCUCAAGAGCGGUGCGAGCCCGAGGGUCGAUGAGAGGACUAGGGAGCUUUUGGAGAGCCCGAAGCGCGCUCAUGGGGCGAGUCGUUUUGCCGGUCAGGAGGGGGAGAGGGCGAGUAGGGAUUGGUACAUCUGACCGGGGGCGUCUGCACAAGGACUUUCAACUGAGAUCUCUCUUCGACUUCUGUAUCCAUAGGCGCUGGCGUCGCUUUCUUGACUUGUUUUGCUCUUCUUCACCCACUCGUAUCUGCAAUGCGCGUAGUUGUCAAUGCCUCGCAAUGGAAGCUCUGUGUUCCGA
Messenger RNA from Jaminaea rosea, 4204 nucleotides. RefSeq names its product kinesin-domain-containing protein. The record is from RefSeq and is a predicted model, not a curated record. Lineage: Eukaryota; Fungi; Basidiomycota; Exobasidiomycetes; Microstromatales. The transcript has a single exon. The coding region runs from base 101 to 4042 and encodes 1313 amino acids. Gene Ontology annotation, biological process: microtubule-based movement. Gene Ontology annotation, molecular function: microtubule motor activity; microtubule binding; ATP binding.